Hippocampus comes (tiger tail seahorse) is the source of this 1117-nucleotide messenger RNA. It is a transcript of the gene cnfn, whose product is annotated as cornifelin. Bases 636 to 974 code for a protein of 112 amino acids. The record is from RefSeq and is a predicted model, not a curated record. NCBI's taxonomy places the organism in Eukaryota, Metazoa, Chordata, Actinopteri, Syngnathiformes, Syngnathidae. The transcript is spliced from 3 exons.
AUUAUAGGACAUAUUAGUGGAAAAAAGUUAGAAAUUUUUUUAUACCACAAACACCUAGCAAUAGAAGAUGAACAUUUAGUCGGCGUUUCGGCAUUUUGUAUUCACUGUACCUAGUCCUAGGGAGGGUGUUCAAACAGUCCAGAGUGUACAAACAUACGACAGAAACUACAGAAAAUGGAUGGCUGGUUAUUCUUUACAUGUGCCCUGCGAUUGGCUGGUGACAAGUCCAGCGUGUUCCCCGCCCCGAGUCAGCUGGGAUAGGCUCCAGGUCAGCUGCGACCCUGCUGAGGACUAGCGACAUAGAAAAUGGAUGAAUGCGUGAUUUGUUCAUUUGGACGGCGAGUAGAAUACAUACUGACCAAAUACAAACACGUUUGACAAUUUAUCAUUCGUGGGUCAUGCUCAGUAGAUGGUGGGUGUGUGUACGUGAGUGUGUACACAACACACACUCUAUUCUCAUUCAUCCUUCGCUCUUCAAUUAUUGCCAGAUGAUAAAUAAUAAUAAUACGACGCAAAUCAAUCAUGUUGGGUGCACCCUUUUGACUGGUGCGCUACGCCCUGAAAUCAAACACUCGAGGUGGGUCAUGUGGGGGUUAUAAGAGCCCACCCGAGGGUAAAAGUGCGCAGCGGUGAACAUGUCUUUCCAGCCCAGCGUGAUCAGUUCCCAGCCUCAAGUCAGCGUCCACCAGUACGCCAUGUCCGACUGGAGCUCCAACACACUGGACUGCUGCGACAACUGCGGGAUCUGUCUGUGCGGGACCUUCUUGCCGUGCAUCCUGGAGUGCAAGGUGGCUCAGGACCACGGGGAAAGCUGCUGCCUGGCCUUCCUCCCCAGCUCCUCGGUGGCUUUGAGGACCAGCAUUCGCCACAAGUACCGCAUUGAAGGCUCGGUAUGUAAAGAUUGGUUGGUCAUGGCCUGCCUUCCGCUGUGUGGACUGUGUCAAAUGGCCAGAGAGCAAAAGAUGAGAGGAUAAGAAGGGGGGCAACCAAUAAAAAUGGAGGACUCUGUGUUUGAAGUGACAUUAUGAACUGACAUACGAGUCAUGAGAAGUCAACAGGAUGAAUGAUAAUACUUCUCCUUUUUCUGAGAUGAAAUAAAUUACUGACGUUAUCUAAA